Molecule: messenger RNA, 327 nt
Organism: Paramuricea clavata
Lineage: Eukaryota; Metazoa; Cnidaria; Anthozoa; Malacalcyonacea; Plexauridae
Source: the annotation of a GenBank genome assembly
AUGCAAGCAUGGUGCAAUACUUGUGACAAAGAAAUUAGCCAAUCUCAUGAAUUACAAGAUCAUGUUCCAGAGAAAUCUAUUGGCAAUCAUUUUAAUGAUUGUGAUUUUUGUAACAAAACAUUCCCUGAUUUCAAAUGUUUGAUACAACACAAGACAAAGGACCAUGGACAUGGUUCUUCUGACCAAUUUCAUAUCUGCAUUGAAGAUCAACUAGAAACAAUGUCAGAACCAACUGAUAUUGCAUAUGUUUGUUCUAAGUGUGGCAUUGCAUUUGAUUUCCCAAGAGAACUUGAACAACAUAUCAAUAUGCAUGGCAACCAAGACUGA